This is a messenger RNA of Colletotrichum fioriniae, 657 nucleotides long. RefSeq lists its product as uncharacterized. The record is from RefSeq and is a predicted model, not a curated record. NCBI's taxonomy places the organism in Eukaryota, Fungi, Ascomycota, Sordariomycetes, Glomerellales, Glomerellaceae.
AUGCCCUUCAAAGACGAAAAGAACUUGACAUACACGGCUGGGAACGAGACCUAUUCCAAGGAGUACAUGAAGGCGUACGGAAGUUGCCAACCCAUGAGCGAUCACGCACUCGGCGCCGAUGCCGGGCGAGAGAGCUACCAAUGGGGCUUCUCGUAUCUGCAACUUUACAUCCUCGUUGUCUUGCUCGUGCUGUGGACGUUGAGUCUUGCUUACAUGUGGUUAAAGGCGCGAUUGACGAUGAGGAUGCGCCGGCGGUACGACGUGCCGAGGGGCUACAAGGGCGUCUUGGAGCUAUCGGACGCUAUACGCAAGGAGCUUCAGGAGACCGACCCUGACGAACUCUCUCACGACCAGCUCUCGGAAGAAAUCAACAAGACCCUAAAGGGCGGAAGAAUCCAGUUGGAGUUGGCAGACUCACCCGCGACAUAUGGCUUCUGGAGGGCGCUUUGGAUGUGGUUCAAGGAGGAAAAGUGGUGGAUAGGCCCCGUCUUGUUGAUGUUGGGGCCAUCGGUGCCGCUCAUGCUCAUCAAUAACUCGUUUGGAUGGUGGCUGUUGGUACCGAUGAGCUCCCUCCUGCUUGCGUUGAUGGUAGGCCGGUCGAAGCAGAGCAGGAUGGUCAUCGCCCUGAAUGACUCGCAAUCUGAGCUAUUAUUCUGA